AUGGCAGAAUCAGAUGCUGUCGCUAUGGAUGCCGGCACCAGCAAGUCUCUGCGGCAUCGCCUUCAAGACAGCCGCAGGAGCUGGUUCACGCUGGCAAUGUGCAUGGUUAUGUCCCACACUGCAACUUUAGGAAACCGUUCACAAGGCGCCAUGUACGUAGGCAUACGGGAACAUUUCGGCGCCAGCCACGGCGAGGCCUCAUUCCCGCCAUCGCUGCAGGCUUCACUCUGCCUCGUUGGAGGAGUUUUCACCGGAUUUCUCUGUGAGGUGAUUCCUCUGCGGUACAUGUCGCUGGGCAGCUCUCUCCUCUCGUCUCUGGCCCUCAUAGUAUGCUACUUUGGCCUCACGGUGUCCUUCAUCUCAUUCUUCUUCGGGGCAGUACAUGGGCUUGCAGUCAGUGGCAUGUACGUGGUCACAUCAGUGGUGGUGGGCGAGUACUUCGUUCGCUGGCGAGCCACGGCGUACGGCUUGUCCGCUGCAGCCAAAAGUUCGCACUUCCUGACUCCGUUCGUGGCCAACCACAUCCGUGUGCACUACGGCACGCCCGAGAUAUUCCUGCUGCUGGGUGCCCUGUCCCUAAACGGAUUCGUCGCUUCUCUCCUCGUGAAGACGCCGCCGUGGAGGCUGCCAUUCAAAAGCAAGGACGCUGUGCUCACUCGCUCCAACGCUGGGGUGGGCAAGGAACAUUGCCCAGCAAGGGUUCAAGAUACGGAGACAGAUGUCACGCUAACUGGAGUGGAUGGCUUUACGACAGCUGAUGUUGCAUUUGCUUCCGAACCUUUACUAGAAGAGGUGUCGCUAGAUCAGCAAGAUCGUGGGUCGCGACGGACUCUUAGCGGCCCAGUGAUGUCUUUUCAAGAACAGUGCCUGCCUGUCACAGUCACAACACCGCGUAAUGUAUCAAGUGCGUAUUCUGAGGCACAACACACGGUUGAUGAACGCACUGCUGUGGACUUCUCAAUAUCCGCAACACCGUGGGGUAAAAUCAUCGCAUUCUUAAGAGGAACCGUCAAUACGUUCUUUAGAAUUGAUUGGAAGAUCAUCGUCUCACCUUUGUUCCUCUUCGACACUCUGUCGGUUUCCCUUCACAACUACGUCCUAUCAAAUUUCGUUCUUCUCUACCUGGACGUGACAAUCGACAUUCAAUCUUAG
Molecule: messenger RNA, 1152 nt
Organism: Rhipicephalus sanguineus (brown dog tick)
Lineage: Eukaryota; Metazoa; Arthropoda; Arachnida; Ixodida; Ixodidae
Product: monocarboxylate transporter 12
Exons: 4
Coding region: 1-1152 (383 amino acids)
Biological process (GO): transmembrane transport
Molecular function (GO): monocarboxylic acid transmembrane transporter activity
Source: RefSeq, a predicted model, not a curated record